Candidula unifasciata is the source of this 1956-nucleotide messenger RNA. The record is from the annotation of a GenBank genome assembly. NCBI's taxonomy places the organism in Eukaryota, Metazoa, Mollusca, Gastropoda, Stylommatophora, Geomitridae.
AUGAGUGUUCCUGAAGUUUCCAAGCAAACUGCAUUAGAAUCCAGACCAUGGGAGCCGUCAGAUGGCACACUUCCUCAAGUAGAAUAUCUAGAUCAUGUGACUUCUUAUGAGGAAUUCUUUCAGAAUAUCUUACUAAGAAACCAGUUAUGCAUCAUUGGAUCAGAGGCCACAGCUGGCUGGACAUGUCGGAACAACUGGGUUCUCUCUGAUGGAAGUCCAAAUUUGGAUUACUUGCUGCAACAUUUUGGUGAGUCAGUGGCUCCAGUGGCAGACUGUCAGUCAGAACAGUUUUGUGCGCACCCAAAAACAGAGAUGACAGUCAAGGAAUAUUUAUCUUAUUGGCAAAGCUACAUAUCAGGUGAUCGCACCCGAAGUAGGAGAUGUCAGUACCUCAAAGACUGGCACUUUGUGAGAGAUUUCCCUGGCUACUCCGAGUAUCAGACACCGACAGUUCUGUGCUCUGAUUGGAUGAAUGAAUUCUGGGAUGUGUGGCAAGGUCAAGGGAACAAAGAUGACUACAGAUUUGUCUACAUGGGGCCCGCUGGUUCUUGGACCUCCUUUCAUGCUGAUGUCUUACACUCCUAUAGCUGGUCAGCCAAUAUCUGUGGUAGAAAACAGUGGAUUUUCUUCCCACCAGGAGCGGAGAACAGCUUGAAAGAUAAGCACGAUCAGUUAGUGUUUGACCUGCGGUCAGCUGAUCUCCAGGACUCGCAGAAAUAUCCCAAAGGCUCAGCAGCAGUUGAGGCUGGGAUCACAGUGGUUCAGAACCCAGGGGAGAUCAUAUUUGUGCCCAGUGGGUGGCAUCAUGAGGUUUUCAACUUGGAAGACACAAUCUCUAUCAAUCACAACUGGAUGAAUGGCUGCAGCGCUCACCUCAGCUGGAAUUACCUGAAGAACCGGUUGUUGGCCGUUGAGAAGGAGAUUGAGGACUGCAGGAGUAUGGAUGGGUGGCAUCAGCAGUGCCAGGUGUUGCUUAAAGCAGACAGUGGCCUAGAUUAUGUUGACUUCUACACUUUCAUGGUUUGUAUAGCAAGGCACAGGAUGAUAGUGCUGGACAAGUACAUACAGGCACAGAAUACAAUAGAUCCUCUCAAUGUUUCUGCUUCUUUCACUGUCUCAUCAUUACCGGCAAGUGACAGGCAGAGACACAGUGGAGACAGAAACAAUGAUGCAGGUGAGGAUGUAACUGACACCCACUCUUGUAUAUGUCCGGUGAAGUAUGAAGGUGUUGCAGGUGAGGAUGUAACUGACACCCACUCUUGUAUAUGUCCGGUGAUGUAUGAAGGUGAUGCAGGCAGUUGGAAGAGUUCCGGAUGUUGUCAUACAUGUAAUAACAGCAAGCAGACACCAGAGGAAGUUUCAGCUUUGGUGGACCAAUCUGCUUUAGAAGGUCAGCACUGCUUGACCACCAAUAGGAAGGAUCAGAGCUUUCACAACUUCAGCAUUCAACCGCAAGGAGAGACAUUAACUUAUAGUAGCAGAAAAAUUGAUAGUGUAGCUUGUGGUAGCAGAGAUAGUCCUGCAUUGGAUUCACAGCAUACAGACACCAAAGGCUUGUACAAGCUUGCCUCUGACAGAGUCAGCAGCACUUCUCAGAGUCACUCAGACAUCCAGACAUGCUGUUACCUGUGUUUGUUUAAAGGCACCUUGGUUGAUGCAGGUGAGAGGAUGUGUAAAAACAAUGGUAGUAGUGCCAGCCGCAGUGCAAGACUGGGGGAUGAUGCUUGCAACCAUCAAUGCUGCCCGCACUGGGCUCAUACAGGACCUAACCUGGCCUUGUUUGACCUCUGCCGUGUCCUAGAGAUUGUCCAGGACAUGCGGGACUGUGAAGAAUUCAAGAUCAUUAUGGCGGAGGGAGACAGGCAUGAGAAGAUCUUGGUUCCUCCUGCACAACUGGUUGUUCAGAUUGAAAGCACAAUCAGACAGAUGAAACAAGAAAGUCCGGUUACAGCAUGA